ACAUUGACAGUGUCGUAUGUAAACCCUUAUAUGCAGUGGUAUUUAUCAGAUGAAUUCUGUAAUAUCAAAGAAAUGGUAGGUGUUUUUAUUUAUAGUAUAAUCUAAUAUGAAAGUAAGCUAAGCCCAACCCAUUGUAAAGUAAAUGUGCCUACUUGACUGACCUCUGUACUCUAAGUGAGGGUUUUAUUUAUCAUGAUCACCUUAGGUCAUUUAAAUGACCUUUUGAAGCUGAGCAUGAGUGUCUUGAUAGUCUUGUCUUCCUGUGCCUCACAGUUGAUCUCUGGACUACUUGUGUUUUCAAGUUCUUAUUAUUGCACAAGAUAAUCAUUGAAUUGGUUUUCCAGUAUUGAGGAACUAGAGAAAUGGCCACUACACAGUCUGUCUUCACAUUUGCUCUCUGCAUUUUAAUGAUAACCGAAUUAAUACUGGCUACAGAAAGCUAUUAUGAUAUCUUAGGAGUUCCAAAAACUGCAUCUGACCGCCAGAUCAAGAAGGCGUUUCACAAGUUGGCUAUGAAAUACCACCCAGACAAAAAUAAGAGUCCUGGUGCAGAAGCAAAAUUUAGAGAAAUUGCUGAAGCAUAUGAAACAUUAUCAGAUGAGAACAAACGAAGAGAAUAUGAUCAGUUUGGCCGUCAUGGAGGACAAGGGAAUAACGGAAGCCCAUACCGUCAGUCAUUUAAUUUCAACUUUGAUGACCUGUUCAAAGACUUUGAUAUCUUUAGUCAAAACUCACGGUCAAAAAAGCACUUUGAAAAUCACUUCCAGAGUCAUCGGGAAGCUCACAACCGGCAAAGACGUUCUUUCCAAGAGUUCUCCUUUGGAGGUGGACUGUUUGAUGAUGUGUUUGAGAACAUGGAAAAAAUGUUUUCGUUUAGUGACUUUGAAAAUGCACACCGACACGCCGUGAGAACUGAUUCCAGGUUUCACGGAUCCAGCAAGCACUGCAGGACUGUCACUCAGAGACGAGGAAACAUGGUGACCACAUACACAGACUGUUCAGGACAGUAGUGUUUCCUUUCUUUUCAUCUCUUCUUCCAACAUCUUCAUGAUCUUUCUUAACUUUGUCCUAACAUGGAAAAAAAAAUCUUAACUAUUCUAAAAAAAAACACUUAACUGCAAUAAAGAAAUUGUAGAUGAAACUAAUCUUCAGAAUAGAAACAAUGUAUGUUUGGGAAGUAAAUGUCUCAGUAACUACUUAAAAUGGGGGAGAAAUAAUCUCACAGGACAGAAAAUGCUAUGGAUUUGAGUUUAGUAAAUACUUUCUGUAAUUUUGAACUUCAACACAAGUAUUUCUAAUUUCAGAAAUGUAAUAUAAUUUUUUCAUGUAUGCCAGUUCAGGACUGUUUAAGUUACUGGUGCAUGGAUUUCAGCAGAGGAGAUGAUACUUUAAUUUUGAAGUGCUGCUUUUUCUUUAUCACGUCCUUCCAAGUUUGCACUUGCAGUUUUUACCCGAUAAGGACUUACUGUGCAAGUUAGAUAAUUUACACAAAAUAGCAGCAGAAAUAUGACUUACCUGGGUCCUUUUUACUCUUUGUCUUUGUACAGCGUUGCAAAUGUAUUAAUGAAAAAAAUACUUUCUAAAGCUGGAAAAUAACAAGAGAGAAUGUUAAGAUUGUGCUUUGCCUAGGAGAGUGAUAUAGUAAUUAACUUUUAUUUACAAAUAGCCUUUCAUUGGCCUGAAAGAUCUUAAGAUUUGAAUAACCCCAGACUUACUUAAGGGAUAUUUGUGCAUAUAAGCUUGUGUGCACACAAAGCCUUUUUUUGUUUGUUUGCUUGUUUUCCUUCCAACAUACAAAUAUCUUUCAAACAGGUUUGGAAGAGCACACCGAAAAUGCUCUUUGUUUUAUGCUUAUUACAUUACCAUGUGUGCAGUGUUGUUUCUGUAGCUCAGUUUAUUGAACUUAAAUACUCCUCUGUGUUUUUGUGAACUUUAACAAGACAAGGUUGCCUGCAGAUUUCUAGUGUUUCUGGAAGGGUCUAAAUAAAAAAUAGAUUUUUUUUUUUAUUGACAGAUUUAUUACCUGUCAUCAGGAAUUUUUCAGCACUGUGAUUUGAAAGGUGAAUUUUUAGCAUAAACACAUAGUAAAAGUGGAAAUUACAAUUGUAUUUACCUGAUGCCUUGUGGUGCUGCAGUCUGCUAAUAGGGACAGGACUAAAUGGGCAUAAGUUUCAGCACCAUGGAGAUGAAUGACCCCUAUAAACUAUUUAAAACUACAAAAGAAAGCAAACAAGAAAAACCUGAAUAUUCUAACUGAUGUCAACCAAAAAGUUCCAUUUAUUUCUUAACUAGUAGUACAGGUUUAUGAUUGUAAAUUGCUUCCUCUUAAUAAGAUUACUGUCACCCACAUAUUAACAUCUCUGUAGAAUUAUGCCCUAAAAAUUUGCCUUUCAGCUUGAUUGCAUGAGCAAAAUGAGCAUUUUAAACAGCAGUGUUCUACCUAGACUUUGAGUUCUUAAUAUCCUUACCAAAAGAGGUUUAACCCUUUACUUCUUGGAUGAAUAUUGAAAGCUGCCUAUUUGCUAAGUAACCUUCCCCAAGGGGUACGUAGUAUUGCUUGUUCAGUUUUCACUCACUAAAUACUUGGAAUGGAUUGUUGCAUUAUGUUAAGUGCUUUUCCUUUUCCAUGUUCUCCUUUAUUUAUUAAUAGACUAAUACCUCAUAUAUGGUCUUUAUAAAAAGCCAGUAAUUUGUGCAACGUUAUUGGAAUGUGCAAUAUUCUUUAGUAGGAAAGUGCUGGAGUGUGUUUAUUUCCACCCUUUUUCAAUGUAAGUAGAGAUUUUUAGUUUCUUCUUUAUGAUUAAUAUAUGAUUCAACCAAAAGUUGUAAUUCAUGUAGAUUUCUGCUUUUUUUUCUUUAAUGUACUCCAUCAGUCCUGUGCAUGAAUCAGAUGAUCUGUCUGAUUCAUAUCAUAUGGGCAUCCCAUUGAACAAAUUAGAACUUAAUGUUCUGAAUUGCUUUCUUUCACAAAGUAUUUUUAAGUGGGCAUUUCUGUAUGCAUUUGAGGAGAAUUGUUCAUGCUGGUAAAACUCGGGAAGGACGUGGCCUUUAGUAUUAAAUGUAAGAGUAUUAGUGAAUGUCCUUCAGGGAUAAUGACUGCUGGAACAUAGAGGUGGGAGGCAACUCUAGAAGCAGGAUGCAAAGGUAAAAUGUUAAUACCUACCUUAGUCUAGUGAACAUUUUCUUAACUGAAGGGGAAAAAAACCUUGAAACAUCAGGAUAAGCAGUUCUUAAGCAUGAGAGAAUGAAUAUUUAAAUUCCUACUACAACCAAACCACUGACUUCUCCAAACAUGUUUUUUUUCCACUUAAUGAAGUUGGGUCAGUUCUGUAAUCCUUAAGCAGAGGAAUAAAAGAUAAAAUGAGCACUGUAGGAAACACAGCCACUCCCAAAAUUAAGUUUAAGUCACUACGAGUUCACUGCCUUUCAGGCUUAGCUUUCAGUUAAAAAUCAAGGGUUCUUGCCUGCUUCUAGGCUAGCUUCCUCUCUUUAAGGGUGUUCCAAGCUUUAUUCGUACAAAGUGUACUUGUUUUCCAUAACUCUUUAAUGUCAAAGUAUGAAACUGAUGGUAAAACAAUAGGGUUACUAGUUUUUUAGCAGAUAGUACCUUAGAAAGACUUCUAGCUAGCCUAUUUUUAUCUGCUUCCAUAUUAGUUCUCUGAAUUUCUUCUCAUAGGUAAACCAACUUCAUAUUAUUCUUGUGGCUUCUGCAAGUGACCUUUCUGCUGCUUUGGUGGUUGAUCCAAGGUGAAAUCCAAAGGAGAGCCUUUUGCUAGUGUUGUAGUCUGAUGUGUGGCUGUCUGUGUGACUUUCUGUGAUGGAUAUGCUUUGAACAGAAUUUAGCUGAAGAAGGGCCACAAAAAUGAUCAGAUGAAUGGAAUACCUCUCUAAUGAGAACAGGGUGAGAGAGCUGGGGUUGUUCAGCCUGGACAAGUGAAGACUCCAGGGAGACUUUAUUGUGGCCUUUCAGUUCUUAAUAGGGGCCUGUAAGAAAGGUGGUGACAGACUUUUUAGCAGGGCCUGUUGCAAUUGGAUGAAGGGUAAUGGUUUUAAACUAAAAUAGGGGAGAUUCAGGUUGCACUUGAUAAAAAAAAAUCUUUACAAUGAGUGUGGUAAAAUACUGGUACAUGUUGCCCAGAGAGGUGGUGGAUGCACCAUCCCUGGCGACAUUCAAGGCCAGGCUGGAUGUGGUUCUGAGCAACUUGAUCUAGUUGAAGAUGUCCCUGCUCAUUGCAGGGGGGUUGAACUCGAUAACCUUUGAAGGUCCCUUCCAACUCAACCUUUAUGAUUCUAUAAGUUCAGGCAGGCUUUCCUCAGGCAUCAACCUUCAGUUCCACAGCUGUCAGAGCACAGGCUGGCAAAGCAUGAUGUGCUUCUCACUUAUUCAGAGCUCUUGCACAUUCUUUGCCUAUUUAUAGUGUUUGCUUCAUGGCAGGCUCUCCAGUGGAAGCCCUGACAUAACCCUAUGACACCCCUGACUUACAAGGGCCAUCUUUGAUCUCCAAAUCUUGUGAAAAGACCUAUCAAAACCUAUUACUUUUUCUUUGUAGUGUGAGGGUGAAAAAUACGAUUCUUUGUGAUUUGUUGAAAGGCAUUUGUGCAUAUGUAACUCCAAAUGGUUGAGUUUCUAAAACCUUACCAAAAACCUCAGUUGCUUUUUCAUGUUUGUUUUUUUUUUCCAUUAUACUUUUGAAACACAAUAUCUGGUGGAGAUAAAAGUACUGUAAAUGUAAUUAGGGUGCCAUUACAUUAAAUGUGAGAAUUGUUUGUGUGUGA
This is a messenger RNA of Neopsephotus bourkii (Bourke's parrot), 4776 nucleotides long. RefSeq names its product DnaJ heat shock protein family (Hsp40) member B9 (gene DNAJB9). The record is from RefSeq and is a predicted model, not a curated record. Gene Ontology annotation, molecular function: misfolded protein binding; protein-folding chaperone binding. Bases 363 to 1010 code for a protein of 215 amino acids. The transcript is spliced from 3 exons. NCBI's taxonomy places the organism in Eukaryota, Metazoa, Chordata, Aves, Psittaciformes, Psittacidae. Gene Ontology annotation, cellular component: endoplasmic reticulum.